AUGCGAUGCUUCCUCUCUGAAUGAACAACAACACAGAAGCCCUUUUUCGUCAACGAAAUCAAACGAGGGUUCCGAAAGACGAACGGAAUCGAUGGCGGAGAGCUCAUCGUCCCCGCAAAAAGGACUGCAAGCUUCGGCUGCUGGGGAUCCAAUCCAGCCAUCGAAUAGUCAAAACCCUAACCUUUCGUCCCCGCAGAUCCACCCUUCUCCGUCUAUGGAUAUGCCGCAGAUCUCCUCGCCGCAGUUGCCGUCAUCUCAACCGCAGAUGAGCCCGUCAUCGUCCAUGGAUUAUGCGCAGAAGCAAGCAUUGCCGGCGGGGGCGCAGCAGAACGGGAUGCCUGCGACUGCGAGUUUCGGGGUUCAGCCUGGGCUUCAGAGGACUGGGUCGAUGCCGAGGAUCAGCCAGUUGCAGCAGCAGUUUGGGCCAGCAGCGGCAGCCAGCGCGAUGAGGCAGCAUAAUGGUAUGUAUGCCGGGCAGAUGAACUUUGCUAACCCGCAAAUCCAGCAACAGCAACAGCAGCAGCAGCAACAGCAGCAACAGCAACAGCAACAGCAGCAAUUGGGAGGGGGGAUGUCAAGGUCGGGAAUGAUCAGCCAGGGAGGGCAGCUACAAAUGGUUUCCGGCCAGUCGCCGGGGCAUUUCAAUCUACAGUCGCAGAUGCUCAACCAGCCGAGACAGAAGAUGAAUUUAGCCCAAGGUUCGCAAAUCCUUCAAGGGAAUACAUCGGGGCAGGCAUUACAGGGCAUGCAGACAAUGGGGAUGAUGAACCCGCUUGCCAUGAACUCACAGCUUAGAGCCAAUGCGCCUCUUUCAUAUGGGCAGCAACGCUUUACUCCUGGGCAGAUGAGACAGCAACAACAGCAACAACAGCAGCAGCAGCUAUCACAACAAAUGCCUCUCACAUCUCCUCAUAAGUUGUCAGGUCAGACCUUAUCGAGGACAUUAUCUGGAUUAGUUCAAAAUGGACAGGGAUUAGUGCAGAAUAGUCUCUCACAGCAGCAGUGGCUGAAGCAAAUGCAGCCGGCAAUGUCUGUACCUGGAUCUGCUUCAUAUCCUCUUCAGCAGCAGCCACAGCAGCAGCAGCAGCAACAGCAGCAGAGGCAGCAACAAGGAUUCUUGCCACAACAACUAUCCUCAUCUCAGCUGCAUCAAAAAACACUGGGUCUCAACCACCAGCAACUUGCCCAACUGGUGCAGCAACAGCAGCAGCAGCUGGGUACUCAUCAUCAUCAGCAGCAGCAGCAGCAGCAACAACAACAACAACAACAUCUGCUUCAACAACAACACCAACAACAAUUUCAACAACAACAAUUGCAACAACUACAGCAGUUCCAGCAACAGCAGCAGCAGCAGCAACCUCAACAAUCUCCAAGAAUGCCUGGACCUGCGCUCCAGAAUUCAUCGACUUUGACAGGAGCUCAGGCAGACAUGACUACAUCUGGCACAACAACACCUGGUGGAAGUUCAAGUCAUGGAACAGACACAAGUAGUCAACUUCUUGGAAAGAGAAAGAUACAAGAUUUGGUUUCACAGGUGGAUGCCUUGGGUAAGGUGGACCCUGAAGUUGAAGACCUCCUUCUUGAAAUAGCUGAUCAGUUCAUUGAGUCAGUAACACGCUUUGCCUGCACUCUGGCAAAGCAUCGGAAAUCUUCAACUCUGGAGUUAAAGGAUCUAUUGCUGCAUCUUGAGAAAAAUUGGGACUUGAAAAUUCCAGGUUUUACAAGGAAUGAACAGCAGCAACACACAAGAACCUUGUCAAAUGACAUCCACGAGAAACGAUUGGAAAUGGUACGAGCUCUGAUGGAGUCACAAAAUUCAAAGAAUGGUCUUGCAACUAAAGUUACUGCUGGAAACCAGUUUGCUGGUGAAUCAACAAUUAAUCGUCCUAUGAAACCUUCACCUAGUUCAGAACAGUUGGUUCUGCCUGCAUCAGCUUCUCAAAUGUUGCACAAAAUUCAACGGUUUUAGCUUUCUGGCAACCUGACCAAUAAUAGCUUUGUACAGGUAAAAACCCCAUGGCUCGGAAGUAGUUUUGAACUAAGCUGGUCGCUGCAUCCAACAUCCUUGUCUAAUAUUGAUUAAAUUGUGUUUGUGCUCUUCUUGAUGUACGUGGUACUCUCAUGAUUAUAGAAUAGCAAAUUGUUGCCCAUAAAUAUAAAGAAUAGCAAAUUAUUUGUAGCAUUGCCAUAAUAGAACAGCUGCUUGGUUCUGAAAGAAAAGUUAAGGUAAUGCACGGAGGUCUGGAAAGUCUUUUUAUUUUUUUUUCUUGUUAUUUUUAUUUUUGACAUAUACAAGUAACUGGUGAAAUAAUUAUUUGUAAUAAUUGGCCGAGUUGAA
Molecule: messenger RNA, 2338 nt
Organism: Dioscorea cayenensis subsp. rotundata (Guinea yam)
Lineage: Eukaryota; Viridiplantae; Streptophyta; Magnoliopsida; Dioscoreales; Dioscoreaceae
Product: transcription initiation factor TFIID subunit 12b-like
Exons: 9
Coding region: 92-1969 (625 amino acids)
Biological process (GO): DNA-templated transcription initiation; RNA polymerase II preinitiation complex assembly
Cellular component (GO): transcription factor TFIID complex; SAGA complex; SLIK (SAGA-like) complex
Molecular function (GO): protein heterodimerization activity; TBP-class protein binding; DNA binding
Source: RefSeq, a predicted model, not a curated record